GUACGAUAUACAUCAUACACGAUUCCUUAAUGUGGAAACCGACCAAACCGGUCGUUAAACUUUGCCCUUAUAAAUACAGAAUACACUUCAUGUUCUUCCCUUAAAAAUCCAUCAUUCUCUCUUCCUCUCUGCUCUCUCUUUACCUUAAACCGUACCAAACCGUAUUGAUUGAUAAUAUUGCACGGUGCGAUCGUAAAUCUUUGUGUACUAAGGUGUCUUUUGAGAUGAAUACGCAGCGUAAGUCGAAGCAUCUUAAGACCAAUCCAACCAUUGUUGCCUCUUCUUCUGAAGAAGUGAGCAGUCUUGAGUGGGAAGAAAUAGCAAUGGCUCAGGAAGAAGAGGAUUUGAUUUGCAGGAUGUAUAAGCUUGUCGGUGAAAGGUUUUUCAUGUUUUCUCUUAUUCCUUAACAUUUUUUUUGGUUAAAUCUUUCAAUAUAUGUGAUUUUAAUAAGGGAAUUGAAGAUUAGUUUGUUUGUUUGUAAAGGUGGGAUUUAAUAGCUGGGAGGAUUCCAGGAAGAACAGCAGAAGAGAUUGAGAGGUUUUGGGUGAUGAAGAAUCAUCGAAGAUCUCAAUUACGUUGAUGGCCAACUCUUAUAUCAUUUUUAUAAUAAUGAGAGAGAAAAGAAUGAAAAAUAUACAUAUAUAUUCGUUGGUAAUUCUGCAGUUUUGUUCCUGAGUUUUGAAGUAGUUGUGUGUUCGGGAUUUUAUGAAUCACGAAUGGAACCUUUAAUAAAUUGAAGGUAAAGUUUUAAUCAAUCAUAAAAAAUAAUUUGUGGAUAUGUAUUGGCUUGUAGCACUGAGCCUGAGGCAUAAGAAAAAGAUUGCUGGGCCUAAAUUAGGCAUGUGAUAAAACCG
Molecule: messenger RNA, 854 nt
Organism: Arabidopsis thaliana (thale cress)
Lineage: Eukaryota; Viridiplantae; Streptophyta; Magnoliopsida; Brassicales; Brassicaceae
Gene: ETC1
Product: Homeodomain-like superfamily protein
Exons: 2
Coding region: 225-407 (60 amino acids)
Biological process (GO): plant epidermal cell differentiation; plant epidermis development; system development
Cellular component (GO): nucleus
Source: RefSeq, marked reviewed